Molecule: messenger RNA, 3606 nt
Organism: Gambusia affinis (western mosquitofish)
Lineage: Eukaryota; Metazoa; Chordata; Actinopteri; Cyprinodontiformes; Poeciliidae
Product: NLR family CARD domain-containing protein 3-like
Exons: 12
Coding region: 100-3606 (1168 amino acids)
Molecular function (GO): protein binding
Source: RefSeq, a predicted model, not a curated record
UCUAAGUCUGUUGUUCAGAUGUUCUUCAACUCUUCUUUGGACCAUUUCAACAAACUGUGAAGGUAGAAAGUGUGUGUGAGCUGAAGUGCGUUCAGCAGCAUGGAUCAGUGUGAGGACAGAGAGGAGGGAGUCCCUCCCUCUAAAACCACUCUGUAUGGGGAAGAUGAGAGCCAGAGCAAAGGUCAGAGGAUGGAGAAAGUCACACUUAAAAACAAGCAUGACUCCAAGGACCUGUCCUUCAAAAGUCAUGAGUCAAAGGAUAUGUGGUUUGAAUUUAAAUCAGAUCAACCUUCACCAUCAGAGAGGACCCAUCAGAAAUUCCAACAUGAACUUGAACCAGAGCCUGGCCUCAUGUCAGAUGAGAGCGAGAACUCUUAUGAUUUUUAUAUCGACUUUGAAUCUUCUGGACCCUCCUCAGAGAGAGUGGAUCAUCAGUAUUCUGAUGAUCCCAGAACUCAAGCUGCCCACAAAGAAAUGCAGCUGGACUCCAUAUUUAAGCUCCUGGAGGACAACAUAGUCAUUUUUGUGAAAAAUGAGCUCAAGAAGAUCCAGCGUGUCCUCAGUCCAGUUUUCAAAAUAUACCCAGAGAGACAGAUAUGUGGGUUGUUGGAAGGUGAGAAGAAACAGCUGAGGAAGAACAGCAGAGAGGCAUUGUUGAAGAUGACUCUGAAUUUCUUGAGGAUAAUGAAUCUGAAUAAUCUGGCUGACCAUCUCCAAUGCAAACAUUUUGCUACAGUCUAUGAGGAUAACAUUAAAGCUGGUCUGAAGAGGAGGUUCCAGUUUGUCUUUGAGGGAAUUACUAAGGCAGGAAGUCCAAUCCCUCUAAAUCAGAUCUACACAGAGCUCUACAUCACAGAGGGAGGGACUGGAGAGGUCAAUGAGGAACAUGAAGUCAGACAGAUUGAAACAGCAUCCAGGAAACCACACAGACCAGAAACAACAAUCAGACAAGAAGACAUCUUUAAAGUCCAACCUGGAGGAGCUCAACCAAUCAGAACAGUGAUGACAAAGGGAGUGGCUGGCAUUGGGAAAACAGUCUUAACACAGAAGUUCACUCUGGACUGGGCUGAAGACAAAGCCCACCAGAACAUCCAGUUCAUAUUUCCAUUCACAUUCAGAGAGCUGAAUAUGCUGAAAGAGAAAAAGUUCAGCUUGGUAGAACUAAUUCAUCAUUUCUUUACUGAAACUAAAGAAAUCUACAGUUUUGAGCAUUUCCAGGUUCUGUUCAUCUUUGAUGGUCUGGAUGAGAGUCGACUUCCUCUGGACUUCCACAACAAGGAGAUCCUGACUGAUGCUACAGAGUCCACCUCAGUGGAUGUUCUGUUGACAAACCUCAUCAGGGGGAAACUGCUUCCCACUGCUCACUUCUGGAUAACCACACGACCUGCAGCAGCCAGUCAGAUCCCACCUGAAUGUGUUGGCAUGGUAACAGAGGUCAGAGGAUUCACUGACCCACAGAAGGAGGAGUACUUCAGGAAGAGAUUCAGAAAUAAGAAGAAGGCCAGCAGGAUCAUCUCCCACAUGAAGACAUCACGAAGCCUCCACAUCAUGUGCCACAUCCCAGUCUUCUGCUGGAUCACUGCUACAGUUCUAGAAGAUGUGUUAAAGGAUAGAGAGGGAGGAGAGCUUCCUAGCACCCUGACUGAGAUGUACAUCCACUUCCUGGUGGUUCAGACCAAAGUGAAGACAGUCAAGUAUGAUGAAGGGGCAGAAACAGAUCCACACUGGAGUCCAGAGAGCAGGAAGAUGAUUGAGUCUUUGGGAAAACUGGCUUUUGAUCAGCUGCAGAAAGGAAACUUGAUCUUUUAUGAAUCAGACCUGACAGAGUGUGGCAUCGAUAUCAGAGCAGCCUCAGUGUACUCAGGAGUGUUCACACAGAUCUUUAGAGAGGAGAGAGGGCUGUACCAGGACAAAGUGUUCUGCUUUGUUCAUCUGAGUGUUCAGGAGUUUUUGGCUGCUCUUCAUGUCCAUCUGACCUUCAUUAAGUCUGGGGUCAACCUGAUGGAAGAAGCACAAACAUCCUCAAAGAAGUAUAAUUUUUUUCAAGUGCCAAAACUAAAAUCUCUCCAUCAUAAAGCUGUUGACCGGGCCUUACAGAGUUCAAAUGGACACCUGGAUCUUUUCCUCCGCUUCCUCCUGGGACUCUCACUGCAGACCAAUCAGAGACUCCUUAAGGGUCUGAUGACACAGACAGGAAGUAGCUCUCAUGAAACAGUUCAGUACAUCAAACAGCAGAUCAGGGAGAAUGUGUUUGCAGAGAAAACCAUCAACCUGUUCCACUGUCUGAAUGAACUGAAUGAUCGUUCUCUAGUGGAGGAGAUCCAACAGUCUCUGAGUUCAGGAAGUCUCUCCACAGACAAACUGUCUCCUGCUCAGUGGUCAGCUCUGGGUUUCAUCUUAGUGUCAUCAGGAGAAGUUCUGGAUGUGUUUGACCUGAAGAAAUACUCUGCUUCAGAGGAGGUUCUUCUGAAGCUGCUGCCAGUGGUUAAAGCCUCCAACAAAGCUGUGUUGUGUGGAUGCAACCUCUCAGAGAAAAGCUGUCAAGCUUUGUCCUCAGUUCUCACAUCCCAGUCCACUACUGUCACAAAACUGGACCUGAGUAACAACAAUCUGAAGGAUUCAGGACUGCACCUUCUCUUACAUGGACUGGAGAGUUCAAAUUAUAGCCUACAAUCCCUUAGAUUGAGUUGCUGCAACCUGUCAGAGAGAAGUUGUGAAGUUCUGUCCUCAGUUCUCAGCUCCCAGUCAUCCAGUCUCAGAGAACUGGAUCUGAGUAACAACAACCUGCAAGAUUCAGGAGUGAAGCUACUUUCAGCUGGACUGGAAAGUCCAAAUUGCAAAAUAGAAAUUCUCAGCUUGUCGGGCUGUUUAAUCACAGACGAAGGCUGUUCUCAUCUGGCCUUUGCUCUCACCAUGAACCAUUCUCAUCUGAAAGAGUUGGACCUGAGCUACAACUGUCCAGGAGAGUUGGGAGUGAAACAGUUGUCGUUUGGACUGCAGGAUUCACAAUGGAGAUUAAACACUCUAAGAGUGGACCCUGCCGGAGUCCAGUGGUUAACACCAGGUCUGAGGAAGUAUUCUUGUCAACUCACAAUCGACUUAAACACAGUGAACAGAGAGCUCAGAUUGUCUGACAACAACAAGAAGGCUACACGUGUGAAGGACCGUCAGUCUUAUCCUGAUCAUCCAGACAGAUUUGAUGUCCCUCAGCUGCUUUGUCAAACUGGUUUGACCGGUCGUUGUUACUGGGAGGUUGAGGUGAGAGGAGAAGUGGAUAUAUCUGUGAGCUACAGAGGAAUUAGAAUUAGAGGAUAUAGUGAUGCUUGUUGGUUUGGACGGAAUCAUCAGUCCUGGAGUCUGUUCUGCUCUGAUAAGGGUUAUUCAGUCUGGCACAAUGCCAAAAAAACACCCAUCCUCUUCUCCUCUUCCUCACCUUUCUCCACCUUCUAUGUCUCCAACAGAGUAGCAGUGUAUCUGGACUAUCCUGCUGGGAUUUUGUCCUUUUAUAGAGUCUCAUCUGACUCACUGAUCCACAUCCACACCUUCAACACCACAUUCACUGAACCUCUUUAUGCUGGAUUUAGAAUAUUUCCAGAUUCCUUGUGA